AAGUUAAAGCAAACACAGCUGUCAGUUCUCUUAUAUACAAAAGUUCGUGUAACCUAAAAUAAAAGGCUUGAUUCAGAAAAAUACUCGGACCUAACGCCAAUAAGGUUAGACGUGUAUGAGUACGUUUUUCUCCGCUUACUGAAGUUACAUAUAAAGCCUCGGAAGGACAGGGGCAACACCGUCCUGCAAUGUUCACAGAGAUGGACUAUGAAUUGGAAGAAGACAAACUGGGAAUCCCAACAGUACCUGGCACUGUCACUUUGAAGAAAGAUGCUAAUAACCUUAUUGGCAUCAGUAUUGGUGGCGGGGCACAGUACUGUCCAUGUCUCUAUAUCGUCCAGGUCUUUGAUAACACCCCGGCAGCUCUGGAUGGGACUCUGGCAGCAGGCGAUGAAAUCACAGGUGUGAACGGGAAACCAGUGAAGGGAAAAACAAAAGUGGAGGUGGCCAAGAUGAUUCAAGCUGUCCAGGGAGAAUCAGUAAUCCAUUACAACAAACUGCAGGCCGACCCAAAACAGGGGAAGUCCCUGGAUAUCGUCCUGAAAAAAGUCAAACAUCGCCUCGUGGAGAACAUGAGCUCAGGCACAGCGGACGCUCUCGGACUCAGUAGAGCCAUUCUGUGCAACGAUGGGCUCGUCAAAAGACUGGAGGAGUUGGAGAAAACAGCAGAGCUUUACAAAGGACUGAUGGAGCACACUAAGAGGUUGCUCAGAGCUUUCUUUGAGCUUUCUCAAACUCACAGAGCAUUUGGGGAUGUUUUUUCUGUCAUUGGGGUACGGGAGCCCCAGGCUGCAGCCAGUGAGGCGUUUGUAAAGUUUGCUGAUGCUCACCGCAACAUUGAGAAGUACGGGAUUCAGCUCCUAAAGACCAUCAAGCCUAUGCUCCAUGACCUGAACACGUACCUUCACAAGGCCAUACCUGACACCAAGCUCACCAUCCGCAAGUACCUGGAUGUAAAAUUUGAAUAUCUGUCGUACUGCCUGAAGGUGAAGGAAAUGGACGAUGAAGAAUACAGCAGUAUUGCGAUGGGAGAACCUCUGUACCGCGUCAGCACCGGUAACUACGAGUACCGCUUGGUGCUGCGGUGUCGGCAGGAGGCUCGUUCCCGCUUUGCUAAAAUGAGGAAGGACGUUCUGGAGAAGAUCGAGCUGCUGGAUCAGAAACACGUUCAGGACAUCGUGUUCCAGCUCCAGCGCUUCGUCUCUGGCAUGUCUCAUUACUACGACGAGUGCUACUCCGUUCUGAAGGAGGCGGACGUCUUCCCCAUCGAGGUGGACCUCUCCCACACCAUGAUCAACUACAGCAGUCAGUCGGUCGCCUACACCGAAGACGAGGACGAAGAGGAUGGAGGAGGCGGGGAGGACGGAGGAAACACACAAGCAGAGAACGGCGCAGAGAAGCUGAUAGAUGAUGAAUGAGAGUUUGUUUGAGUGUGUUUGUCCAACCCGCACACACACACACACACACACACCAAAGCAAUGGUUUUUGUAAUGGAGUUUAGCUGCUGAAACGGUUAAAGUUGUUGUCACAAGCUGAAUAUUACUUUUAGUUGCUGCUAUGAUGAUGUAAGUUGUUUUUUGUGGUGUUUUUCUUUUCUUGAAUGUUGUUAAACAUGCAGCUUUUACUGUGUCACUUCAUCCAAUCUGCAUCUCCUCACAAAUGUCUGUCAUUGUCCUGCAGACGGGACUUUGUUUUAGUGAGAGCUGUGGAUGGGUUUUCAUGCUUUAGGGGAAGGAUCUUUAAGCAUCUAAAGCAUUUCUCUGUUCUGUCUACAAGAAACACUAAAAUGUUAAGUCUUGAAUGUUGAAUCAUUUAUAUAUUUUCUUUAAAUUAUUGUAUUGUCUUUUCUGCUUGCAUUGCUCAUAGCUACCUAAAAUGUUUCACUCACAUAUCAGGUGUCACUAUAGAGAAAAUGUAUCAAUGCAGUAAAGGACAAAAAAAAAGAUCUAUAAUUACUGAAAAGGUCAAAGUCUUGAUGAAAACUGUAACGGAAGAAAUUCCUCUCAUAUAUUAAGUGUUUGUUACAUGUAAGAGUUACCAAUGGCUUUUUUUUUUGUUUUAUCUCUUUUCAACUUGGUGGAUUUGAAGUUCUAUUUCAGAGAGGCCAAACUUUUAGCAAAGGCUAUUUUUUUUUUUUCCUUUUUUUGUUUUCUGUUAUUAACUCUGUUUUGGGGAAAGUUGUGCUGUGGUGGCAUCACUGUCAAAAAGGUUUCUUAUCUGGGAUGUUUCUGUGUGGAUUUUGCAUAUUAAUUCUGUACCUGUGUGGGUUUCUUCGGGUCACCUGAUUUCCUCAGAGUCCAAAAACAUCCAUGUGUCCACUCUGAGUUGACCUGGUGGAAGCUGAGAAAGGCUCGGCUUCUAGACCUGAACAUGAUAAAAAGUUGGAAGGAAAUGAAUGGAGUAAGUCAGGUUUACCUACUCAUACUACAUAGUUUAUUGCCACUUAAUGUAUGAAUACUACAUUCCACAUGUGCCCUAAAGAUGAAGGGUUUGUAAAACCUACUAUGGUAGACGCUGAAUGGGAAAAAUAUUGUGUGCAAUGUGUGGUAAGAUAAGUAAUAUUCUUUGCCAUUGUCAAUUUAUUUAUUCUGUAAUUUCUAUUCUAUUUAAACUUUAUAAAGAGUAAAAAUUCUUCUUAAAAAUAAUUAUUUAAUCAAUCUUAUAUGCUGUAUUCUCAAGUGACCACUGGGGGGCAAUGUUGCCUCAAACUUUACUGUAUUUCAGAGGCAUCUAAGUAAAUGAAGGGUUAUUUUUGUCUUUUUUUCGAAAUGUAAUAAAAAGUAAACGUUU
Molecule: messenger RNA, 2790 nt
Organism: Cololabis saira (Pacific saury)
Lineage: Eukaryota; Metazoa; Chordata; Actinopteri; Beloniformes; Belonidae
Gene: pick1
Product: protein interacting with prkca 1
Exons: 13
Coding region: 189-1418 (409 amino acids)
Biological process (GO): receptor clustering; positive regulation of receptor internalization; dendritic spine maintenance
Cellular component (GO): postsynaptic early endosome; synaptic vesicle; neuron projection
Molecular function (GO): protein kinase C binding; phospholipid binding; protein domain specific binding
Source: RefSeq, a predicted model, not a curated record